AUGACUGAGCUCUACUUCCGAUUCCGGGGGAAUCUUACUGGCCGUGCCCACCCACCCCCAACGCUGGCCACAGAAGUGACCACCACUGAUAAAUACUCCAACCUGUACAUGUACGUGGGGCUGUUCCUCACUCUCCUGGCCAUCCUGCUCAUCCUUUUCUUCACAAUGCUCCUGCGCCUGAAACACGUGAUUUCCCCCAUCACCACCUCUCCAGAGAGCACUGAGAACAUCCAGCAGUUUACAGAUGUGGAGAUGCAUGCCAGAAUCCCAAGCACUUAG
Messenger RNA from Varanus komodoensis (Komodo dragon), 279 nucleotides. It is a transcript of the gene SERTM2, whose product is annotated as serine rich and transmembrane domain containing 2. The transcript has a single exon. The record is from RefSeq and is a predicted model, not a curated record. NCBI's taxonomy places the organism in Eukaryota, Metazoa, Chordata, Lepidosauria, Squamata, Varanidae. The coding region runs from base 1 to 279 and encodes 92 amino acids. Gene Ontology annotation, cellular component: intracellular membrane-bounded organelle.